Neolamprologus brichardi is the source of this 1808-nucleotide messenger RNA. The record is from RefSeq and is a predicted model, not a curated record. Lineage: Eukaryota; Metazoa; Chordata; Actinopteri; Cichliformes; Cichlidae.
AUGACAUCAUACAGAGCCAAGAGGAGCAAACCAUGUCUGAAAAUGAGCAUUAGGGUGACUGUAAAUCAAGUAGACCUUGGUCGAUCUCCCUCCAGAACAGAGAACCUGGGAUGUCCCUGUGACUCUUUGGUGGCUUUAGGAAGACAUGUUUUCCAAAACCUUCAAAAUAGGCUGGUGCAGUCCUACCAACAGCAGCCCUUGGACCUUGAUCAUAUUGAGUUCCUCUGCGUGAACGCAUCAACUCUAGUCUGUUCUCUUUCUGCUCAUAUUAAUGUUCCAUCACUGGUAGUUGAAGCUCUUCACCACCUCAUCUGCCUCAUCCAUUCCGAUAUGGAUACAAGAAGGUCUGCCAUUGUUGUUGACAGCUCAGCUGGUGAACGGGGGAGGCCAAAGCUCUAUGUUUCCAAAGACCACCUCAAAGAUCUAAUAAAGAUGGACCUCUCCGUUCCUUGUAUCUCCAAGCUUUUGGGCAUAUCACAGAAAACAGUCCGACGAAGAAUGGAAGAGUGGGGCCUCUCAAUAACAGCAACCUACAGCUCACUAUCAGAUGAUGAACUUGACAACUUAAUUGCAGCCAUAAAACAGGAAUCGAAAAAUCUGGGCUACAGAAUGGUUAAAGGACGCCUCAGGGCACUGGGCCACAAGGUGCAGUGGAACAGAGUAUGGGAUUCCAUGCGUCGUGUUGACAGCGCUGGAAUCCUUGAAAGGAUGGCAAAUCUUGGAUGUGUUGUCAGAAGGACAUACAGUGUUCCUGGUCCUCUGUCACUGCUCCACAUUGACACCAACCAUAAGUUAAUUAGAUAUGGACUUGUGAUGUUUGGUGGUGUUGAUGGCUUCUCAAGGAAGAUCUUGUACUUGAAAGCAGCUAACAACAACAAGGCUUCUACAGCACUGACGUUCUUCCUUGAGGCUGUACAGAAGCAUGGAUUUCCAUCGAGAGUGAGGGGAGACCAAGGAGUUGAGAAUGUUGACAUUGCUCGAUACAUGUUUGAAGUUCGGGGCUGUGGUAGAGGAAGCUUUAUGUCUGGCAAAAGCGUGCAUAACCAAAGGAUAGAGCGCCUGUGGCGAGACGUUUGGAAUGUUGUCACCAACAUCUACUACGAUCUUCUUCACAGACUUGAGGAAGACAGACUCUUGGAUCCAACAAACUGUACUGACCUUUUUUGUGCACAGUAUGUGUUUUUGCCACGAAUCCAAGCAGAUUUGGAGACGUUUAUUGAAGGCUGGAACAAUCACUCUCUUAGGACAGAGCGGAACUACACCCCAAACCAACUAUGGGAGAUUGGAAAGACUCAGAAUCCAGUCAAUCCUCCUGAAAGUAUUGUGGCAGAGUAUCCAGAUGUGGACAUUGCAGACUUGGACCAAACUGGUAUUCACCUUCCAGAACUUGUGUCUCCACUUGACAGUGAGGAUUUGGAAAGAGUGAGACACCUUUUCAAUCCCAUGGAACCCUCUAUGUCCUAUGGGGCUGACAUUUACAGUUCCCUUGUCCAGUAUGUGGAAGCCAUUCUUGAGAACAGGCAGGAUUUAUAGCUUUAUCUAGAGUGAUGGUUGAAAAUAAGAUGCCCUAACAGAUGUUUACAUUAUGUUGAAUUAUCAGUUUUUGUAUCCAAGGACAGUUACUAAAAGUCUGCAUCAAUAUUUAUUUUCAGUUUUUAAUGUUAAUGCAUUUUGUGUUUGAUGAGUUUACAGUUAUAUUUUCCUGAUAAUCUGUCAGUUAAUGCAAAGGUAACAUGAUAAAUUCUUUCUGUUCUCAUGUAAGUCUUUUGUUUAAUAAUAGCUUCAAUAAAAAUUUGUUUAGGUGCCUA